AUGAAAACCCAACAAUCCCGAUGGGAACACUCCGUUGUAAAUCAUCACGACCAUGACGACGACCACAAUUUGACACUCUCUAACUGCAUUCCUCAUGAAAUUUGUUUUCAUAUCAUGACUUUUUUGGAUAUGGACACAUUGAUUCAUAAAUGUUUUUUAAUUUCCAAAUCAUGGAAUGUGAUGGCAAGAAAAAUUCCACUCUCGGUAUUGGAUAUGGGUAGCCCCAUUGAACAAGCACAUGAUCGAUUGAAAUUAUUAUCGAAUUGUCAACAAUUAAUGAAUAUUACUUUUAUGGAUUUGUCAAGAGGUCGAGAGAUUCAUGACAAGACAGAUGACAUUUUUAAAGAACUUGCCACUUGCACGACAUUACAAAAUUUAAAAGUAUUACAUGCAUGUGGUCACUUGUCAGAUAUUGGUUUGCAAGCAUUGGCUCAAAGUUCUUACAUGUCAAAUUUGAGAGAAUUACGAUUAUUAUUUGGAAAUGAUGGAAUUACUGAAUAUGGAAUUCAAAUAUUGUCAACAAGUCCCAUGAUGCGUCAUUUGAAAAUUCUUUAUCUUUGUGAUUCAAAAAUUAGUCCUCGAGGUGUACAACAUCUUGUACAGGCAAAUUUCAAAUUGACAGAAUUACAAUUACCUCAAAGUGACACUGAUGCAGUUGGUAGUGUUGGAAAUGGUGGUGCCAUUGCCAUUGGAAACAGUCCUCAGAUGAAUCAUUUAACCAUUCUAAAUUUGGAAAAUAAUGCUAUUGAAGAUGAAGGAGCGUUGAGUUUGAUUAGAAGUGAACACAUGAAAAAUUUGACGAGUUUGGAUUUAUCUUCAAAUUUAAAUCUUUCCAAAGCUGUUGCCAUGCUCAUUGCAUCAACAAUGAAACAUUUGACACAUUUAACAUUGGGGUAUACCAACAUUGGAGAAGAAGGAGCAAUUGCCAUUGUCACAAGUCCACACAUGUCCAAUUUGACUUUUCUUUCUUUGGAAGGUUUGCGUUUGGGAGAAGUAUUUGCUAUGAAAUUAGCUUCAAGUAGUUAUUGUUCUAAAUUGAAAGAAUUGCAUUUGUUUUACAAUUAUUUAGGAGAUUCAGGAGCACAACAUAUUGCUUCGAGUGAAUAUAUGAAAAAUCUCACCUCGUUAUAUUUGGGAAAUAAUAACAUUGGUGAUUCAGGAGCGAAAAGUAUUGCUUCGAGUGAAUAUAUGAAAAAUCUCACCAACUUGAGCUUGUGUUAUAAUCAUAUUUCUGAUGAUGGUGCCAUGUGUAUUUCUUCAAGUAUUUACAUGUCCAAUUUGAGAAUGUUAAAGAUGCCUAAUUUUCGAUUGACCUAUAAAUGA
Naegleria lovaniensis is the source of this 1323-nucleotide messenger RNA. RefSeq lists its product as uncharacterized. Gene Ontology annotation, molecular function: GTPase activator activity; small GTPase binding. The record is from RefSeq and is a predicted model, not a curated record. The coding region runs from base 1 to 1323 and encodes 440 amino acids. Gene Ontology annotation, biological process: activation of GTPase activity; nucleocytoplasmic transport. Lineage: Eukaryota; Heterolobosea; Eutetramitea; Acrasida; Naegleriidae. Gene Ontology annotation, cellular component: perinuclear region of cytoplasm; cytosol; nucleus. The transcript has a single exon.